ACAGAGAAGAGCGGAGAAGGAGAAGACGAGGAGAGAAACGGAUUCAUGGAAGAUGCAAUGAAGUCAAUGGAAGAAGAGGACUCUCUGUUCUCAUCUAUCGUAUCAUCAGGCUUCUAUCCCCCAAUGCAACAAGAGGAGUCAAAGGUACGCCGGCCAAGAAAGAAGGCGAAAGACGUCAUAGAUGGAGAGGCGGAGGUUUGCGUUGAGGGAAAGAAGCGGAGGCUGAGCGACGAGCAGGUCAGAUUCCUGGAGAUGAACUUUGGGAUGGAACGCAAGCUUGAAUCCUGCCGGAAAAUCAAUCUCGCAUCUGAGAUCGGCCUCGAGCCAAAGCAGGUCGCCGUCUGGUUCCAGAACCGUCGAGCUCGCUGGAAGAGCAAGCAACUCGAGGAGGAGUACAUCCAUCUCAAAUCCUCUCACGACGCCGUCAUGAUCGAGAAAUGUCGCCUCGAGAACGAGAUAUUAAAUCUUAAAGACAAGUUGGUACAAUCGGAGGAAGAGAUCAGGAGACUUUCCUCUCCCUCCGCCGCCAGCGAAUUGACCGGCGUAGGAAGUCCGAUCUCUCCGUUGACGAUGACAACGUACUUUGGAGAGUUUGGGAUGGAGGAGGAAAAUGGAAUAAUGCAUAUGUCCCCGUACUCAGACAACUACUCUUACAGGAUGGAGAUGACUGAAGAGCCAUCUCUAUGGGAUGGAAUGACUAAUCAGUAAUUAGGAUGAUUAUGACGUGAUUAGUGUGUGAUUUAUAUGAAUUAGUUGGUUUAGAAGUAUAAAUUACUAAUUAGUUACUCGCCAGAAAACCUACUAGUUCAGUAGUUCUCCUCUAACAGGUGACGGCAAGGGUGGUUGUUCAGUGUGGAAUUAUUAUUUUUAUUAAGUAUUAUAUUAACCUUGUAUUUAUUGGAAUUAUGCUGUGGUUUAGUGCAUAGUUACUAUUAAUAGCUAGUUUAAUAUUGCGACCAAUGGAAUU
This is a messenger RNA of Dendrobium catenatum, 967 nucleotides long. RefSeq names its product homeobox-leucine zipper protein HOX12-like. Gene Ontology annotation, cellular component: nucleus. Gene Ontology annotation, molecular function: sequence-specific DNA binding; DNA-binding transcription factor activity, RNA polymerase II-specific. The transcript has 3 exons. Gene Ontology annotation, biological process: positive regulation of DNA-templated transcription. The record is from RefSeq and is a predicted model, not a curated record. The coding region runs from base 46 to 708 and encodes 220 amino acids. Lineage: Eukaryota; Viridiplantae; Streptophyta; Magnoliopsida; Asparagales; Orchidaceae.